Melanaphis sacchari is the source of this 2347-nucleotide messenger RNA. RefSeq lists its product as uncharacterized. The transcript has a single exon. The coding region runs from base 71 to 2080 and encodes 669 amino acids. The record is from RefSeq and is a predicted model, not a curated record. NCBI's taxonomy places the organism in Eukaryota, Metazoa, Arthropoda, Insecta, Hemiptera, Aphididae.
UAUUGAUCAGUCGCUCACGUACCACGGUAGUGUCAUUACUAGUUCUGCGUGAUUGUGUAAAUUUUUAAAUAUGAUUGUGUUAGAUGAAAAGAGUGUGUACACUAAGAACUCAGCGAAGACUACAGUUAUUUCACAUUUCAGGCGUGUAAUUUUUGAUGACAAUUUCGAUUUGUUAGUUAAUAACUCUGACGGUUUUUUUAACGCGACCUCGUUAUGUGAUAUGAAAAAUAAAAGAAUAUUUCAUUUUCAAGAAAGUAGAAUUUACAAGCAUUUAGAACCGAUGCUAUUGCAGAAAAUUGAAUUCUGUGAUAAAGUGCAGUACAAAGCUCGUGAUUUAGGAUUCUCCGACCAAUCGGCCGUCAGCGGUAUGUAUUAUCAUCCGAUAUUAUUUUUGGCUUUGGCGUCAUGGUGCGGCGAAGACUUCUACGUCAAGGUCGCCAUAGCCGUCAACAGUUUUUUCAAUCAAACCGCCGAACGCCGUGCGCUGUUCGAUCGGACAUUUUCGUUGAAACCGGUGGACCUGCCGGCAAGAGACAAUGACAACUGUGUGGACACGCCUUACCCACUCCUGCAAGGGUAUCGAAUGAUAAUGUACGCUGGAUUCGAACUACAAUUAUUAGACAAGAACAAAUAUAUCAACGCUUCGAGUUUUUGCUACAAAUAUAGCAAUCCGCAAAAGUCUUUAAAAAUGUUUUCCAAAUCAGCCAAAUUUAUUCAACUAAUCAAACACUUGAAAUUAAUUUUGAAUUUAAAUCCGGUGUAUGAUCAGCAUAAUGUUAACCAAAGGUCUCCAGAGUACGGUACAUUUUAUCACCCAUUGUUGUUUUUGACACUGACUUCAUGGGUCGAUUCCGAUUUUUACAUCAUAGCGUCGAAAAUCGUGUUUGCAUAUUUAUUGUCGGAUGUCGGUGACAUUACCGACAUAAUUAGCAAUAAUGUAUCCGCAACCACGGUGAAAAGAUCUGACACCACAGAUGUAUUAUCGGUAAACGUUAUAAAGUCACCGGCCCAGAAGGAACCAUUAUCGACAAAUGUUACUACAGAAUCGCCAUAUUUAGCGCCGACGACACCAUUAUCAAAUGAAUUGCCGGUACCUAAUGAACGUGAAUCUACGUUUACAUGGGUCGAUAACAGUAACACCUGUUCGUCGGUUGAAUUUAAUAACACCCAUGUUAAUAACGUGUUGGUUAACGUUUACACCGAAACUGAAAUGGAAAUUGAACGCAAAUCAUGGCAAAAACGUUUAGAAAACGCGGAACGGAAUCACUUGACACAACUCGAGGAGAUCCAGCAUGAAUUAAAAAAGGUUUUGGAUCAAAAACAAUCCGAAACCGCGGUAUUGUUAAAACGUUUAAAUGAUGUCGAAAAAGAAAAAAACGAAUAUUUUUUACGAAGCACCGAACAUAAAAAACGUGUCGAUGAACUGACUGAAAACCUGGCACAGUUGGAGUUGUCCAAUGAGCAUUUGCGAAUAACAAAGUUGAAACGGAACGUUGUAGACGAAAAACAUAAUUUAAUACGGGAUGUAUAUAAAUCCACGUUUGGUAAAGACCGAAUGGAAAUUUUAAUAGUCACAUGCUCCGGUAAUGGUAGCCAAUAUUAUGGUUUUCGACGUAAGCUUAAAGGCGCACUGAACGCCAUCAACAGUCGUACGCGCUUAGAGCACGGCGAUAGCGUGCAAUUAUGGUUUCUUUCGAAUAAUGCCAAACAAGACUACAUAGAUUGUAAAUCAUAUCUGUACGACAAAGCAAACGAAACGGGCAUUAAAUUGAAAACACACUGCAAUAGUAUCACUGUCGGUGGCACUCCGAGUAUCGAUAAAUUCAACACCGUGGAACUCAUGCAAGAUUUUGGUAAAUUGAUCGGCAUGAUUGAAUUGGACGCCGGAUUUCUACAGAGGGUGUUAGAAUUAUUACAGGACUGUUAUGUGCAGACGUCGUCGCCCACAUCAUCCCGACAUAAUCAGACAGAUACUGUUGAAGCUCUUGCCCAUUUCAUCUCGCAACAGUCCGAUCAAAUGGUUCGAGACAUAUACCAAUAUGUGUUUGAUGAUUACAAACAAUACAAACAGUUAAAUUAAUAUACUACGGUGGCUAUUUUUGUGUGCACUACGACACACUUUGUGCACUACGAAAAAUAAAAAUGUGCACCUGUGACUUUAUUAUAUGCAAGCUGCAUGGUACCAUCUGCAGCCGUACUUUAAGAUUUAAGAAACAAUUUUAUUUAUAAAAAAUUAAAAUAAGCUUUUAUAAUAUAAAAAUUAGAAAUUUUUAUUUGUAAAUUUGUGGUACUAUCAUUAUAUAUUAUAUAUUAUCUGCCUCUGCAGAUAAGGUUAUUCAUGCCAAAA